AUGUCAGUUUCAAACAAAGAUAUUGCUGCUUUAAUCAUCGAUUUUUUAUCAACUGUUGUUGAUAAGAAUGAAGUUUCUGAAGACAAUGCUGAUUCAUUAAAUGUUGCUAUGGAUUGUAUUGCAGAAGCUUUUGAAUUCGAAAGAGACUCCGUUGCUGGUGUUGUUAAAUCUUCAUUCCAAGGUAAUUCUUUGUCAUCUUAUUUGAAUGGUAGCACUAGUGCUUCUGCUGCUACAACUACUGCAGAUGAGACCGUUAAAGUUAAUGUUACUGAAGAUGACACUGAAGCUUCUGAAGCUGCUGAAGCUUUGAAAUUGGAAGGUAACAAAGCUAUGGCUGGAAAAGAUUAUGAAUUAGCUAUCAAAAAGUAUACUGAAGCCAUUGCCACUCUUCCAACUAACGCGGUUUAUUUUGCCAACAGAGCAGCUGCUUACUCUUCUUUGAAGAAAUAUGAUGAAGCUGUUGAAGAUGCUAAUUCUGCAAUUAAAAUUAACCCAACUUACUCUAAGGGUUACUCUAGAUUGGGUUUUGCUAAAUUUGCCCAAGGUAAAGCUGAAGAUGCCUUGGAAGCGUAUAAGAAAGUUUUAGAUAUUGAAGGUGACAAAGCUACCGAAAUGAUGAAGAGAGAUUAUGAAACUGCUAAAAAGAAGGUUGAACAAUCUUUGAACUUGGAAAAGAGCACCGUAUCAGGUAAUGCUACCGCCGAAUCUGACUCUGCAUCUGCUGCUGAUCCAUUUGCCGGUAUGGGUGGUAUGCCAGAUUUCUCAUCUAUGUUAGGUGGCGGUGGUUUAGGUAAUUUAUUAAACAACCCACAAUUAAUGCAAGCUGCUCAACAAAUGAUGCAAGAUCCAGAAGCUAUGAAGCAAGUGGAAAGUAUGAUGCAAAACCCUUCAGUUAAACAAAUGGCUGAUCAAUUUUCUUCAGGUAACGGAACUCCAGAUUUUAGCGCAUUGAUGAAUGACCCAUCUAUUAGAGAUAUGGCUAAAAAUAUGUUUGGUAACGGUGGCUUCCAAGGUGCUCCACCAAGUUAA
This is a messenger RNA of Vanderwaltozyma polyspora DSM 70294, 1029 nucleotides long. RefSeq lists its product as uncharacterized. The coding region runs from base 1 to 1029 and encodes 342 amino acids. Lineage: Eukaryota; Fungi; Ascomycota; Saccharomycetes; Saccharomycetales; Saccharomycetaceae. The record is from RefSeq and is a predicted model, not a curated record. Gene Ontology annotation, molecular function: molecular adaptor activity; protein binding. Gene Ontology annotation, cellular component: membrane; TRC complex. Gene Ontology annotation, biological process: post-translational protein targeting to endoplasmic reticulum membrane. The transcript has a single exon.